Messenger RNA from Siniperca chuatsi (mandarin fish), 1502 nucleotides. RefSeq names its product cathepsin La (gene ctsla). The transcript is spliced from 8 exons. Bases 161 to 1171 code for a protein of 336 amino acids. Lineage: Eukaryota; Metazoa; Chordata; Actinopteri; Centrarchiformes; Sinipercidae. The record is from RefSeq and is a predicted model, not a curated record. Gene Ontology annotation, biological process: immune response. Gene Ontology annotation, cellular component: lysosome. Gene Ontology annotation, molecular function: cysteine-type endopeptidase activity.
GUCGGGGCGGGGCUUCGGUGUAAUAAACAAGGAGCGGACCAAUCAGAGAGCUCGGUGGGACGUUAUUCUGCAGCCACUUGGGCCUUUAUAAACUUUGUGUCUCUAGGUCAAAGCGAAUCAUUUCCCUUUCUUCAACAUUACAGAAAUCACAGAAGCCACGAUGCUGCCUGUAGCGGUGUUGGCCGUGUGCCUGAGUGCUGCCCUCUCAGCCCCCAUGCUGGACCGACAGCUGGAUGAGCACUGGAAUCUGUGGAAGACCUGGCAUACAAAAAAAUAUCAUGAGAAGGAGGAGGGCUGGAGGAGGAUGGUGUGGGAGAAGAACCUGAAGAAGAUCGAGCUGCACAACCUGGAGCACUCCAUGGGAACACAUACCUACCGCCUGGGCAUGAACCACUUUGGAGACAUGACUCACGAGGAGUUCAGGCAGAUCAUGAACGGCUACAAGCGCCAAGCCGCGAGGAAGUUCAAGGGGUCCCUGUUCAUGGAGCCCAACUUCCUGGAGGCCCCACGUGCCGUAGACUGGAGAGAUAAAGGCUACGUCACUCCCGUUAAGGACCAGGGUCAGUGUGGCUCUUGCUGGGCCUUCAGCACCACCGGAGCUCUGGAGGGUCAGCACUUCAGGAAGACAGGAAAACUGGUGUCGCUGAGCGAGCAGAACCUGGUGGACUGCUCGAGACCCGAGGGCAACGAGGGCUGCAACGGCGGUCUGAUGGACCAGGCCUUCCAGUACGUCAAGGACAACCAGGGCCUGGACUCCGAGGAAGCUUAUCCUUACCUGGGAACAGACGACCAGCCGUGUCACUACGACCCCAACUACAACUCUGCCAACGACACCGGAUUCAUCGACAUCCCCAGCGGCAAGGAGCGCGCUCUGAUGAAGGCCGUGGCCGCCGUGGGACCCGUUUCAGUCGCCAUCGACGCCGGCCACGAGUCUUUCCAGUUCUACCAAUCAGGAAUCUACUAUGAGAAGGAAUGCAGCAGCGAGGAGCUGGAUCACGGUGUGCUGGUGGUGGGUUACGGCUUCGAGGGCGAAGAUGUGGACGGCAAGAAAUACUGGAUCGUGAAGAACAGCUGGAGUGACAAGUGGGGAGACAAAGGCUACAUCUACAUGGCUAAAGACAGAAAGAACCACUGUGGCAUUGCGACAGCGGCCAGUUAUCCUCUCGUUUAAGGUUUUGCACAGCUCCACUUUGUGAGUGUUUUUAUUGCAAUAGUUUGGCUCAAGGCGAAGGACGAGGCUUCGGUCAGAGCGACGCAUUAACAGGAGAUUCUGUGAUGUUUUAAGAGAAGAAACACUGAUUUUUAGGGAAAUGGCGCCAUUUUGUUUUGGCUGGUUUGAUGCCACUUUAUUUCGUCUGAAGAUUUUAGUCUAGUGUUUUAUUGUUUGUAAAUAUGUGUAUGCUACUUGGUGAGUGAUUCGUUAACACUUGCUUCGGUCAUUGUAAAUGUCGUUUUUUUUUUUUUCUACUUUUACUGUGAUCAAUUAAAGUUGUGAAACACUA